CAGCAGCAGCACAGCUUGGUGGUCGGCUGGACUGCAAACGCUCGACCACAACUGGACAAGACCAAUUCGCAGGAUCUUUUCGCAGACUAACUGAGAUAAUCCUCCUUGGCUCUGGACCAGCUGGUGCCGCUCUAUUCAUGAACGGAAGUUUCUGACCACCAUGGAAAUAUAGCUACUGUUGUCAUCCAAUCAAACUGCAGCGGCGAAUUUCUCUCCAGUAGUAUUUGGCUGGAUCUCUUCACGUUGACGCUGGAAGACUCCGUACCAUCGUCAGUCGGAUAGUGGGCUUCCUAAUGAAAGUCGGGGCUACGCUUCGUGCUGCAGUUUUUUCCUUUUUCGACUAUUGCGGAUGUGGAUCUUAUCGCGAAAGUGGCGGAUAUAGAUACAGGCGGAGAAAAUAAGGACAAACAUUCCAACUGACGAAAACGUUGUCAACUUCUCGGCAGCACAGAUCCAGAGUGGCACAAACAUCAUGGCACUGAGUGAAGCUCCUACCGACCUUCUGCCACUCAGCAAUGGUGGAUGCCCACCAGGCACCAUGGCUGCCCCUCUGUUCUCCACUGCCUAUGAUUUUGCUAGCUCUGCUGCGGACGCCGCUUUGGAUGCAGAUGUGGAGGGGGAACAGGGAACCACGCUCCCCACUACUGCAUCUCUGCAUCCCAAAGUGCCUCUGUCGAAGGUGCUGGUUGGAAACAACGGUGGUGUCAAGCAGAACGGCUCCCUCCACCCACCGUCUUCCUCCUCCUCCUCUUCAUCCUUGGUGUCUUCGUCACACAUCUCAGACUCUCCGAGGCUUGCCAAGCUGCUGGCCAGCUCUGUCCAGGCACCAUGCUGUGCCCGCUGCCCUUUUCAUGAGCCCGUGUGCUGCAGUGGGAACCAGCAGGACGGGGGCCUUUUCCAGGGGCCCCUGUCCUCGAGGGCCCACCAUAUGGGCUCCUGCUGUGUGCAAGGCACCACCAGUUUCUGCAUGCAACAUCGCUGGCAGGAGCACUUUCAGAACCAACCCAACAUGGCCACACUAAGCCCUGCGAGACCGUUUCGAUUCCCUAAAAGUUAUGCAGAGCUGAUUGCAGACUGGCCUGUGGUUGUGCUUGGUGUAUGUACAGUGCUCAUUGUGGUAUGUACUUUAGUAGGCAUCCUAGUGCCAGAUCUGCCAGACUUCUCUGAUCCUUUACUGGGCUUUGAACCAAGGGGCACUACAAUAGGUCAGCGACUUGUAACCUGGAACAACAUGGUGAAAAACACAGGUUACAAAGCAACCUUGGCCAACUACCCCUUUAAAUAUGCAGAUGAACAGGCCAAAAGUCACCAAGAAGAUAGGUGGUCAGAGGAUCAUUAUGAGAGAGAUAAAAGACAAGCAGAAUGGGACUUUAGUAAAGACAGUUUCUUCUGUGAUGUGCCAGGGGACAGCUACUCUAGAAUUGUAUUUGCCUCUGCUGAUGGGAAGAACUUGUGGAAUAUACAAGCUAUAAAAUCUAUGUGUAAUUUUGACAAUACCAGGGUUCGCUCCCAUCCCCAGUACUGGAGUUUGUGUCAGCGCACUACAGCUGCCUCCUGUUGUCCUAGCUGGACUCUGGGGAACUACAUAGCUGUGCUCACCAACAAGUCAUCCUGCCAAAAGAUCACAGAACGAGAUGUGUCUCAUACCUUGAAGGUCCUGCGUUCCUGUGCCAAGUACUAUUACAAUGGCACUUUAGGUCCUGAAUGUUGGGAUAUGACAGCACGCAGGAAGGACCAGCUCAAGUGUGGCAAUGUCCCCAGAAAGUGCACCAAAUACAAUGCUGUAUAUCAGAUUCUUCACUUCUUAGUAGACAAGGAUUUUCUUAACCCAAAGAUUAUGGAUUUCCUCCCACCUGUUCUCAAGUACAGCAUGUUAUUUUCUCCCACGGAGAAAGGUGAAAGUAUGAUGAAUAUUUACUUGGACAACUUUGAAAAUUGGAACUCUUCAGAUGGUGUCACUACUGUCGCUGGCAUAGAGUUUGGCAUCAAACAUAAUUUGUUUCAGGACUACCUUCUUACAGAUACUGUGUAUCCUGCAAUAGCAAUUGUGAUUGUGCUAGUGGUUAUGUGUAUAUAUACUAAAUCAGUUUUUAUCACCAUAAUGACCAUGUUUGCCAUCAUCAGCUCUCUAAUUGUCUCCUAUGUCCUUUAUCGGGUGGUUUUUAACUUUGAAUUCUUCCCUUUCAUGAAUCUUACAGCACUCAUUAUACUUGUUGGAAUUGGUGCUGAUGAUGCCUUUGUGUUAUGUGAUGUCUGGAACUACACAAAAAUUGACAAACCAAACUCCGAGCUCUCUGAAACUGUUAACAUCACACUUCAGCAUGCAGCUUUGUCAAUGUUUGUUACCAGCUUCACCACUGCUGCUGCAUUUUAUGCUAAUUAUGUCAGCAACAUUACAGCCAUCCGUUGCUUUGGUGUCUAUGCUGGCACUGCUAUUUUGGUCAAUUAUGUACUAAUGGUAACCUGGUUGCCUGCUGUAGUAGUACUUCACGAACGAUAUCUUCUAAAUCUCUUCAUAUGCUUUAGGUCACCACAUCGACAAACCUCUAGCUCUGCAGGCUUUCUUUCAGUCCUGUAUCAGAAGGGCAACAAGUGCCUGUUUGCCAUUUCAGAGACCUCUCGCAUUUUUUUUGAAAAAGUACUGCCAUGCAUUGUAAUCAAGCUCCGAUACCUUUGGCUCUUUUGGUUCCUGGCCAUCACAGUUGGUGGGGCAUAUAUUGUCUGUGUGAAUCCUAAAAUGAAAUUGCCUUCCUUGGAGCUAUCAGAAUUUCAGGUGUUUCGCUCCACACAUCCCUUUGAACGUUAUGAUGCAGAAUACAAAAAACUCUUCAUGUUUGAGCGUGUGCACCAUGGGGAAGAUCUCCACAUGCCAAUCACUAUUAUAUGGGGUGUUACUCCAGUAGACAAUGGGGAUCCACUGAACCCCAAAAAUAAAGGCAAGCUGACACUUGACACUAGCUUUAACAUUGCCAGCCCUGAAAGCCAAGUAUGGAUUCUCAACUUCUGUCAGAAGCUGCGGAACCAAAGCUUUGUAUUCCAAUCUGAUGAGCAAGACUUCACCAGCUGCUUCAUGGAGACUUUUAAGCAAUGGAUGGAGAACCAGGACUGUGAUGAGGCACGAGUCUACCCAUGUUGCAGUCAGUCAACAUUCCCCUACAAACAGGAUGUAUUUGAGUUGUGCAUUAAGAGGGCCAUUAUGGAGCUGGAUCGCAGCACAAUCUACCAUCUAGACAGCAAGACACCAGGGCCAAGAUUUGAUAUUAAUGAUACAAUUCGUGCCAUUGUGCUUGAAUUUCAGAGUACUUAUCACUUCACUCUAGCAUAUGAGAAAAUGCACCAGUUUUACCGUGAGGUGGAUGCCUGGAUCCAAGAGGAGUUGAAAAAUGCCCCAGAGGGUUUGAGCUAUGGUUGGUUUGUAAGCAACUUGGAGUUCUAUGACCUUCAGGACAGCCUGUCAGAUGGCACUCUUAUUGCUAUGGCACUAUCAGUGGUGGUUGCUUUCAGUGUUAUGCUUCUGACUACCUGGAACAUAAUCAUUAGUGUUUAUGCCAUCAUCUCAAUUGCUGGGACCAUUUUUGUCACUGUGGGGUCAUUGGUGCUUCUUGGUUGGGAAUUGAACGUAUUGGAGUCUGUAACCAUCUCAGUGGCUGUAGGACUUUCUGUGGACUUUGCAGUGCAUUAUGGUGUAGCGUAUCGCCUUGCUCCAGAACCUGAUAGGGAGGGAAAAGUCAUUUUCUCCUUGAGCAGGAUGGGCUCAGCCAUUGCAAUGGCUGCACUUACCACCUUUGUUGCUGGAGCAAUGAUGAUGCCAUCCACAGUAUUGGCAUACACUCAGCUAGGCACAUUUUUGAUGUUAAUCAUGUGCAUCAGUUGGGCCUUUGCUACAUUUUUCUUCCAGUGCAUGUGCCGGUGUCUGGGUCCUCAGGGAACGUGUGGACAGAUCCCUAUGCCUAAAUCCCUUCAGUGUCAUGCUUUUGAAGAAGAUACCUCUGACUCUACUUCCAGCCACAGCCAAGGAAAACACUGUCAGUCAAGCAAGUACCAGUCAGAUACCAGGGGACAGGAGAUUGAGUAUGAACUUGAGCCUUUGUCUACAAAUGUUAGAAAUAUUGAAAAGACAGAGGACCAAGAAGCUUGUGCUCAGCUACCUAAUGGUGGUGCUGGUCAUCAUGCACUCUGCGUUCCACUGAAAAACCAAAGUGAACCUGAAAGUGAAGACUUUGGGACUGACAAUGGCACACUAAGCACAGAUCCUGCACAUUUGAAUCAGUACUCUUCUAAUGCUACCUGCACCUGUGGGGAUUCUUUACCACGUCACAUAAUGAGCGCACAGUGGACCCUUCACCAUCCCUGUAUUCAGGCUAGAGAGUCUCCAUGCUCUGCUUCACAAUUUGCUUUAAGAGGCAAUUAUGUAGCCAAAGGUCAGAGCAUCUUAUCUACCCUUGAUUCAGUACAUAUGAACAACUGUCGCAUGAACUAUGUCCAGUGUGCCCCUGCCCAUUUCCAUCAAUGUUCUCAGCCUCAAAGCCCAAUGCCAGCUCCCCUUAAAUCCCAUGGCUGCUAUCUUGGGGGAUACAAUAUGCACACCUUGCAUUUGCAGUCACAGCCACGACCACCUGAUGCUGCGGGAGAUAUGUCCCACUUACCUAGUCUAUGUAACCCCAGUCCUUCUAAAGGCAAAACAUCUUGCAUUCAGUUCCCCACAGUUCAGUGCUGCACAAUAUCUCAAAGAGCCAGAGACUGCAUAACUAGUAAUGAAAUGCUGAAUCCAGGGGAAUUAAAAACAAACAAUCCCCAAUUCUUUCAAAACAUGGCAUGUAACCACAUAAAAACAAACAUGACAAAUGACACUUCAUUUUCAAUGCAGUGCAACCAUGAGAAGCUUUUGACUGUUCCUGUACCAUUGGAAAGAAGUAUCCAAUGCAAACAACAUCACAGAGACACAAAUGAGAAGACUGACUCUUCCAAAAAAUCCGGAUAUUUCAAUAGGACAAUGAAAGUGAAGUGCAAUUCUGGGGAAUUUCAUAAGCAAAAAACUGAAGUAAAUGUGCCAGCCCUUGCUAUUAAUUCACACCAGUCAUCUGAAAGUUUAUGUUGAAGGUCUGAAUGAAAGGGAACUUGAGAAACAAUAGAUUUUAUGAGAGCAUACAGUAAUUAUUUUAUAAAGCCAUGUGUGGUGUUCCUCUACAAUAAAAUCCACAAAAUUACAU
This is a messenger RNA of Electrophorus electricus (electric eel), 5210 nucleotides long. RefSeq names its product dispatched homolog 1 (Drosophila) (gene disp1). Gene Ontology annotation, biological process: smoothened signaling pathway. Gene Ontology annotation, cellular component: membrane. NCBI's taxonomy places the organism in Eukaryota, Metazoa, Chordata, Actinopteri, Gymnotiformes, Gymnotidae. Gene Ontology annotation, molecular function: peptide transmembrane transporter activity. The record is from RefSeq and is a predicted model, not a curated record.